AUGCACGAUCCGAUAGGAAUUCCGGCUUUCUUUUCAUCUAGUGAUCACCCUGAUGAGCCAACAAGCGUAGGCAGAUCGGGGCAGAGUGUUUUCAGGUCGGUGUAUCGAACGAAGCUUGCCGGUGAGAGUCGCCUGAUUACGGUCAAGUGGUGCAGGAACCUUUUAAGUCGUGUUCUAUCCGUUUCGGUUCAAGGACUGGAUGGCUAUGAGCAUUGCAGGUGCAAAGUUGAGCUGAAGCCGUGGAGUUUCUGGAGAAAACAAGGCUCAAAGCAUUUCUUCAUCGACGAUAUUAGUGUCGAUGUGGUUUGGGACAUCAAGGCAGCCGAGUUCAAUGGAGAGACCGAGCCGCAAUCAGAUUACUUCGUCGCCAUUGUUUGCGAAGGCGAGGUCAUUUUACUCUUGGGAGAUCAAAAGAAAAAUGCUUAUAGAAAGACAGGUUGCAGGCCAUCUCUUAUUGAACCAAUACUAAUCUCCAGCUGGGAACAUAUAUUUGGCAAGAGGAAGUUCACAACGAGGGUUAAGUUUAACGACAAAGGAACCUUUCACAAUGUCUCGGUCGAAUGCAACUCUGACGGAAUCGAUCCGGUAUUGGAGAUAAGAGUCAACAGGAAACUUGUAGUUGAAGUUCAGCAUCUACAGUGGAAAUUUAGAGGUAAUGAAUCCAUUAAUGUUGGCAAAAAUGGAUUACAAGUUUUCUGGGAUGUUCAUGAUUGGCUCUUUGGUUCGGGUCCGAGACAUGGCCUUUUCAUAUUUAAUCCAAUUCCAUCGUCAUCACUGUCGAAUCAGGAACUCGACUCUGCAUCAGUAGAUUUUGGUUCUGCAAUGACUUCAUCCAGGUUCUGCUUAUUUCUCUAUGCCUGCAAAGUGGAUUGA
Messenger RNA from Hibiscus syriacus, 873 nucleotides. RefSeq lists its product as uncharacterized. The record is from RefSeq and is a predicted model, not a curated record. Lineage: Eukaryota; Viridiplantae; Streptophyta; Magnoliopsida; Malvales; Malvaceae. The coding region runs from base 1 to 873 and encodes 290 amino acids. The transcript has a single exon.